Mya arenaria is the source of this 1324-nucleotide messenger RNA. Its product is annotated as chymotrypsinogen A-like. NCBI's taxonomy places the organism in Eukaryota, Metazoa, Mollusca, Bivalvia, Myida, Myidae. Gene Ontology annotation, biological process: proteolysis. Gene Ontology annotation, molecular function: serine-type endopeptidase activity. Bases 74 to 1138 code for a protein of 354 amino acids. The transcript is spliced from 7 exons. The record is from RefSeq and is a predicted model, not a curated record.
AAUAAAAUUUUGUCUGUUUACAAAAGAUGUGGGUUUUUCCGAUCAAGCGUCUAAGCGUCUCGUUGCAUUGAUUAUGAGUGAUAGACCAAUCGUCUGUUUGAAGUCCGGUCCCAGACCUGUCAACUGGAACACACCCCGCCACCCGAAAGUGAGAAGUCACAGGGAUAUACAUAUGUGCAGUGUCUAUGCGGCUGUCCCGCAGACUCGCGGGAAAGGGGAGACGUGUGUUGCGGCUAAUGGUGUGUGUUCAAAGGCCGCGGAUUGCACCGGCUGGGUAGACAUCUUUGACGUUAGCUGUGGGCACAAUGUCUGCUGCCUGUCGGCGCCUUCGACACUCCACCCGGAACCACCAAGUCCAAACAACGACACGUGCGGGCUGAUCACACGAGUACCUGAUCGGAACCCCUUUGCCCGGAUAGUGGGCGGUAAUGAGGCUGUAGAGGGGGAAUGGCCCUGGCAGGUGGCCUUCCUUGACGCUGCGGGGGAUUACUUUUGCGGAGGCACCCUCAUCACGCCAGAGUUUGUACUGACGGCGGCACACUGCUUUGUCAGACACUCAGAGGUGGGGACGCGGGUUGUCCUUGGCGAACAUCACCUGAUGCACAACACAGGAAAUGAGGUCAUACGUAACAUCAAAACCAUUGUCAAGCACUCCAAGUACGUCCCGACGUCACAUAUGGACGACGUUGCGUUCGUCCAGCUAGAUUCUCCUGUUGAUGUUUCCGGUCAUUAUGUAAGAACGGCCUGCUUUGGAUCACGUGACUACACGUGGACGCCGGCGGAUAAAUGCUACGCGUCCGGAUGGGGCUAUACAAAUGACUAUCAGGCGGACGGCCACCACUUGCGGCACGUGCAGGUCACGUUGGUUGACACCGCCACGUGUGCGACCGCUUGGGGGACCAAUGCCAACGUCACCGCCAACAACGUCUGCGCGGGAAACGGACUGUACGGGACUUGCCAGGGUGAUUCUGGAGGCCCUCUGGUUUGUUUAAGAGACGGUCAAUAUCACGUGAUCGGUGUGACGUCAUUUGGCUAUUACACGUGCUCCAUGGCGGGUUACCCAGAUGUGUUCACGCGCGUGACGGCCUAUCUUGACUGGAUUACUUCUUACAUGCUCCUUAUGAUGGCCGUGUCUUAGAUACUGUUAUUAAGACAUAGUUAUGUUUCAAUGAAUUUUAAUAUUAAAAUUAUUGCAUUGCAGAAAACGUACCUGUUAAAUCUAACAUUUUGAGCCUAUAUAGGCAAUUUUUCAAUUUUUAAAGCAAACGAAACACAGUUGUGCAAUAAUGUCAUGUGAACAUAAAUAAAAGUUUCAUUUUGGAAA